AUGAACUCUCCCUCGCAACAGGGCCUUGACGCAGGUUUAAGCCUUGAAGAACCCAAGAACACUCGUCCCAGCACUGUACAUAUUCCUCGGUCUCCUAGAUCGUCAGGGGUUAAGAAUAAUGUCGACUUGGAUUGCAUGGAUGGCUUCUACAACGACAUGGGAUUAAGUGCUAACCUCCCAUUCAACCCUAGGGAAAUGCAACUUUCACAUCUGAUAACGGAUGUUGCAUACAGUCAUUCGGAAACCAGCCCUUCGGCCCCUUCCCCAGCUGAUGAGCUCUCACUCAGGACACACUUGGCUCCGUCCCAUUCAGCAAGCAAUAAGGGAGUGCGGAAUGGAGAUAUUCAUACAAACAGCUACACAAAAUCGCAUAGCCAAUUGCCUCCGCAUAUCCUAGAUCCAAUAUUCGACGAUCUCGAUUUCUUUAGAAUCAUACCAUAUCCAGAGUCCAACGAAUUUACGAACGCAACUUCUACCCAUGAGCUGCCUGUCGACAAAGCUUAUCCAUAUAACAAUAUGGGCUCUCAAGAAAUCGAGGUGGAGAUGUACAGCCCACAAUCCAGGAGCGAUAAUCUACAAAUGUCUAAACUUUCUAGCCAAAUCAACGGCCCAGAGUCUCAAGGAUCGGUCUGCUCAGCUGACCAUUUCUCGUCUCCGAAAAAGACAGGGAGAAACACCACACCGUCUUUAGUACUGAACGAUCGUAUACGACAAUUACUGUUGGAAGACCUUGAGAAGCAUUUGAGUUCGGGCCAGAGUAAAACUUUAAAGUUACCGUCCACUAGUCUUCUUCAAAGAUUCCUAUCGAGCUAUCAGUCUUGCUUCCACCAGCAUUAUCCCAUUCUCCACCUUGCUUCCUUGGACCUCGAACAAGUGCCUAGUCCUCUCAUCCUUGCCAUAUGUGCUAUAGGUGCUCUAUAUCGCCUCGAACGAAAGCAUUCUGCAUCUCUUCAGCAGUGGGCGGACAAAGCCAUCCGUUCGAUAAGCAACUUUAAUCCGUCGACGUACAAGUCCUCACCUUCGCCAAUAUGGGUGGUUCAAUGUAAGUUCCUGUUGGCUUUCGCAAGAGCAUUCAGCGGGAUCCCUGCUGUUGUCAGGACUGCGCUUGAAUCACUAGAGUAUCUGUCAAUGGAAUAUACCAUCCGAAGGAUCGAUCUUGAGAAGACUCGCAAUCCUGUGCAGGCUCUGUCCUGGGCCAACUGGGUAGAAAUUGAAACUUCGAAAAGGCUUCUUUGUGGGAUCUUUGUUUUAAACAGUCUCGUCACCAUAACUCACAAUACAACGCCGCGAAUCAACAUGCUUCCUGAUGCAGAUAUCGAGAUGCCCCAUGAAGAGGCUCUCUGGGAAGCUUCGUCAUCGAAGCAAUGGCUAGAGCUCGUGGCAUCUCGAACUAAGGCGACAUCACUUCGAGUCAUUGAUGCUGUAAAUCAUGUGCUAUUUAAGCAACAGAUCAGAUCUCAAGAUGCGGCACUAGCCUGGUCAACUUUUGCCACAACUAUCGUAAUUCAAGCAGUCAACCUACACAUAUAUCACCUGGUCCAAUGCACACAGGCUUUUGCCUUAUUCGAUCUCGAUCAUGUUUCUCAGAGGAUGCGUGCGGCGGCCAUGCAACAGGCUGAAUCCGCGCUUGAACGAUGUCAGAAUUUGUUCGCCGAUCGCCAUUUAGAACAAGAGCAAGCUCUCGAUGACCCUGGAGGAUCCCGCCGGUCAAACGGCCAUGCUCUAUUACGAGUAGCAUACGUUAGAACGUGUGGUGGAAUGGAAACGUUGAACCGUUUGAUUCUUCUGAGCGACACUUUCGAAGACACGGCGAGGGAUAUCCACACAUAUAUCUGCAGUGACCAGAAUCGGACAGCGCUGGUAACGAAUACUGCUCGUAAAGCACUUGAUGGACUAUUUACCUCAGUGAACGCUGGGAAACUGCUAGUUAUGAAAACGGCGGCCUUCAAGUGGAGUAUCGACCAUGCAAUAGCUGAUUGGAACUGCGCGCUUUUUGUGACCCGAUGGAUUCACAAGUUGGAAUGCCAGCAGCAUUCUCACCCUCUAGAUCUCGAAGAGCGGCAAAUUCUCGAAGACGUCAUAGACCUUCUUUCCAGCGCGGACAUUAGCUUUGAUGGUAGCACUUCGUUAGCAGCUAAAGUGAUAAGGCUAUGGGCUGACUUCUUCGAUGAUACGUGGGUCUGGGGAAUUACUCCGCGAAUGGGUGCCGUAAUGCGGGUCAUGGCUACUGUUUGUGAAAGCGAUCGAAAAGCUCAUCGUGCGCCAGCUUACUAA
This is a messenger RNA of Venustampulla echinocandica, 2274 nucleotides long. RefSeq lists its product as uncharacterized. Gene Ontology annotation, molecular function: RNA polymerase II cis-regulatory region sequence-specific DNA binding; DNA-binding transcription factor activity, RNA polymerase II-specific; zinc ion binding. Gene Ontology annotation, cellular component: chromatin. The coding region runs from base 1 to 2274 and encodes 757 amino acids. The record is from RefSeq and is a predicted model, not a curated record. Gene Ontology annotation, biological process: DNA-templated transcription; regulation of transcription by RNA polymerase II. Lineage: Eukaryota; Fungi; Ascomycota; Leotiomycetes; Helotiales; Pleuroascaceae. The transcript has 6 exons.